AUGGGCUUAAAGGGUACAGCACAGGCACAAUCCGUGUGCUGGCAGGCGGUUCUUCGAUGCCACCAGGAGCGUGAGUGUGAGCUUGCCUAUAACCAGUACCUGGCUGCGUGUGAUGGGAACAUCCAGGGCACUCGGCGGCGUUGUCCAAGCCACUGCAUCGGAGCGCUUAUCCGGUUAAACCGGACAUCCGGCGGCCCAGACCUCGAGACCUGUGACUGUGGGGUCGACGUAGACUGCAGACGCGCCAAGCAAGCCAUUGAACCGUGCCUACCCCGGGUGCAUGCUGGUGGGAUUGGGUGCACGGAAGCACGGCAGAGGUGCGAGGAGGACACCUUUUGUCGCACCGCACUGUCCACGUACCUGUCACACUGUGGCCAGCUGUUUAAUGGAAGGAAGUGCUCCGUGAGAUGCAGAGCCACCAUCGAGCAGCUCCGGAGGCUACCGGAUGGCACAAUGCUCGAGCGGUGCGUCUGCGAUGGUGUCGAGCGGCCCUUCUGUGAGGUGGUCAAGGACAACAUGAGCCGACUAUGCGCUCUCGGGGAUCACAGGGUGGCACCAGACCAGGAUGGCCCUGAUGAAUUGUACGAGGAUGAGGAUUAUGACUUGAAAACCGAAAGGGAAGUGGAUACUGUGGAAGCAGUGGUGUCAUUUGCACAUGACUGGCAUUCCUCGAGACAUCUGGUCUUGGUCUUGGGGGCAUUCACAUUGACCUUACUCAGAGUUUGACAGUUUACAUGGAUUUAUCAGUGUACCCCAGGUGACAUCCUACUCCCGUUUCUAUUCUCUGUGUAUUAUUAAAAUUAUAAGGAUUAAUGUUCUGUGGUUCAUUUUAAAAUGAUCAGCUCUACAGUGGACCACGUUAACUCUUUGUGGGGUCAUUUUCAGUUUAAAGUGAGAAAAAGUGUUUACUUGAGAGGAACAUUAUAGCUUUCAUGUCUUUAAUGGAAUGCAGUGUUUUUGUUAUUAUGAGGAAGAAAAUAUUAAGAUUUAUAAAUAUAAAUGCAUUUCAUUAAAUCUUCACCCGUUACAUUUAUGAUAUUGAAGUUCAUCUCCCAGGCUGUGGAACUACAUUAUAAAUGGCUGUUAUUUUCACCCCAGACCCUCAGAUUUCUCAGUACAGAGAUUUCUGUAUUUUAAGAGUUAUAAUGGGUGGUGAUAUUGGCCUGUGACCACGCAGCCCCAUGCACAGAAGGAUUUGAUGCGCUGUGUGUUGUGACACAUUCACCUCAUCAUCAGGAUUAAAAUGAUCUGCAAUUUUAGCCACAGUAGAUCUUCUGUUGGUCCGUACCUGCCGUCACAGCCUUUCAUAAGUCCUCUGACAUUUCUGAGUCUUUGCCACCCAUCAACCUGUCCACAGCUUGUCCAUCAUUGGACCACUAUUGGUGGGUACUCACCACGGCUGCCUGUGAGCCCCCUUAGCUGUUUGGAAGACACCACAACCCAGUCGUCUGGCCAUAAUGAUGCAGCCUUUAUCAAAGUCAUCAGGUCUUUAUGCUGAUCAGAUCUGCUGCAUUUAACACGUGAACUACAAGGAACUGCAACAAGCACCAUUGUUAUAAAAUAGGUGAUGUCAUGAGCAUUUUGGGGUGGUCCUAAUGUUUUGGGAUGUCAUGUUUGGGAUCUAUUAACAGGAAUGUUAUUUACAGGGGUGUCAUGACUAUAAAACGUGUAAAACUUCAGUAUUCAUGAUGACAGAAAGCAAUAAAGCACUUCCUUCCUCA
Messenger RNA from Trichomycterus rosablanca, 1721 nucleotides. RefSeq names its product growth arrest-specific protein 1. Lineage: Eukaryota; Metazoa; Chordata; Actinopteri; Siluriformes; Trichomycteridae. The record is from RefSeq and is a predicted model, not a curated record. Bases 1 to 726 code for a protein of 241 amino acids. Gene Ontology annotation, biological process: regulation of cell cycle. The transcript has 2 exons.